Polychytrium aggregatum is the source of this 662-nucleotide messenger RNA. Its product is annotated as cell surface protein. The record is from RefSeq and is a predicted model, not a curated record. NCBI's taxonomy places the organism in Eukaryota, Fungi, Chytridiomycota, Chytridiomycetes, Polychytriales. The transcript has a single exon. The annotation marks the transcript as partial.
AAUGAUAUCAACAACAACAACAAUGAUAUCAACAACAACAACAAUGAUAUCAACAACAACAACAAUGAUAUCAACAACAACAACAAUGAUAUCAACAACAACAACAAUGAUAUCAACAACAACAACAAUGAUAUCAACAACAACAACAACGAUAACAAUGGCACCCUUAUCGACUUCAACAAUGUCAACCUGAACUCCGGUACCGGCAAUGUCGGUGUCUCGGAUCAGCAGCGUCUGGCGUUCUUGACUGCUCAUGCCAACCAGCUCAACGAUGCCACUGUUGUUCCUCUCAAUGCCCCGGAGGUCAUUCCCAACAACCGCGUCAGAACCGCCGAGCAGGGUUGUGCUCAAGUUGGAACUGGCUUCAUUUGUGUUGAUCUGGCUCGCAACGUCCGUUGCGUCAACGGCCUGGUUGCCGACAACAAAGUGAACGCUUUCUCGGCUAACUCGCUGCUCAAGGCCUGCGUGGGUGGAUUCUGCGGCGGCGGUACGGGAUUCAACAACUGUGUCGGCUCGGCCCAGCAAGCAAUCACUGGAAACGACAACGGCAACGAAUUCUUCCUGCCCCCUAGCGGCGUUGGAUCGAGCCAGAACAACAACAACCAGAACAACAACAACCAGAACAACAACAACCAGAACAACAACAACCAGAACAACAACAA